Rubroshorea leprosula is the source of this 1710-nucleotide messenger RNA. NCBI's taxonomy places the organism in Eukaryota, Viridiplantae, Streptophyta, Magnoliopsida, Malvales, Dipterocarpaceae. The record is from the annotation of a GenBank genome assembly.
AAGCAGCCAAACCCAAAAAAAAAAAGAAAAAAAAAAGGAGAAAACAGAAAAAAAAACCUUGAUUUUUCUCCUUUCUGCAGAUCCACCAUCGCCACCAUCGCCACCAUCACCUCCGUUCUUUCACCUCGAAUCUUCACCAUCCCCAUGCAGAUCUGGCUUUGUUUUUUGUUUUGUGUGGGUUUUUUUGGUUUGUUUGUUUAUAUGUUGGUUUGCUUUGUUUGUUUGUUGUUUUUUGCUCUAUUCGGUGCAGAUCCGGCGGCCUUCUUUCUCCUCCGGCAGAUCUGUGGCGGCGCGCGCGAGGGCUGCCAAAUCUAACGCCCAUCGCGGCUCCCCUGCUGGUUCCGAGACGACGGCAGGCUUGAUCGGGAUACCGCCUGGGUAUCCUGCUGCCACCCCCCAGCCAAAACGACGUUGUUUUGGCUGGGGAUUCUUUUUUUUUUUUUUUUUCCUUCUUGCAUAAUGUACCGGUCAAAUUUCGAUGUACCGGCCGGUACCCGAAAUUUCGGCCGGUACACCGAAAUUUGACCGGUACACCUGAAAUUUGACCAAAACGAAAUCUUAACUUAUUCCGUUUCGGUUAACCUUCAAAACCGAAUAUGAUGAAGGUCUACAUCCUUGCAAAUGAGCUUAGGGCAUGGAUUGUGACUAUGAAAGAUCCAUAUGUGCCUAUGAAAGUUGUUGGAGAAAAUGAGGUGCCAAAGGAAGAAGUUGAAUGGAAUGAUGAAGACUUGGGGAAGAUCAUGAUCAAUAACAAAGCAAUCAACAUGCUUCAAUGUGCUCUCAAUCCAACAGAAUUCCAUAGAGUUUCUAGGUGUGAUACGGCUAAGGAAAUGUGGGACAAGUUAGAAAUGAAACCGGAGGAAAGCAGUCAAGAUAUGUAUAUAAGGUUGAAUGAUAUAGUCACAAAUCUCAAGGCUCUUGGUAAAGUUUAUUCUUCUCAAAAAGUGGUAAGGAAGGUUCUUAGAAGCUUGCCUAAGAAUUGGGAAGCCAAGAAGACCGCAAUUGAAGAGUCUAAGGAUCUCAACACCCUCAAGCUUGAUGAUCUCAUUGGAAAAUUGAUGACAUAUGAGAUGGAUAUUCAAGUUGAUGGUGGAGUUAAAGUAGUUGAGAAGAAGAAGAAUGUUGUAUUCAAGGCCAACAACCAAAAGGAAGAGAGUGAAGAUGAUGCUAGUAAUGAUGAGUCUAGCGAUGAGGAGGACAUCACCAAAUUGGUUUCAAAGGAAGUGAAGAAAUACAUGAAGAAGAGCCUCAAAGGGAAAUCCUUUAGAAGAAACAAGGAAAUUCACUAUUCUAGAGGAAUAAUAUGUAGUGAUGAUGAUGAUAGAGGAAAACCAACUAAGAAGCAUAUCAAAUGCUAUGAGUGCAACAAGAUGGGGCAUUAUAGAAAUGAAUGCCCUCAAUUGAAGAAGGGUGAAAGGAAAAACAAUAAGUGCAUGAAGAAGAAAGCUUUUACCGCCACUUGGAGCAAUGAUGAGACUAGCUCAACAAAAAGUGAAAGCUCCUUGGAGAAUGUGUUGCAAUUCUUUGCUUCAUGGCUCAAGAGGAUAGCUACAAUGAUAAGGAGGUAAACUCUAACUUCUCUAGUUCAAUUAAUGAGAGUUCUUUUGAGUAUUCUUAUGAUGAUUUAUGCAAAGUUCUUAAUUGCUCUAUGAAUGAUAUCAAGAAACUAGGGAAUGAAAAUCUUGCUCUUAAUAAAACCAUUUCAUUGCU